This is a messenger RNA of Harpia harpyja (harpy eagle), 941 nucleotides long. It is a transcript of the gene CCDC65, whose product is annotated as coiled-coil domain containing 65. The record is from RefSeq and is a predicted model, not a curated record. Gene Ontology annotation, biological process: regulation of cilium movement; cilium-dependent cell motility; axonemal dynein complex assembly. Bases 1 to 849 code for a protein of 282 amino acids. The transcript has 4 exons. Gene Ontology annotation, cellular component: axonemal dynein complex; axoneme. Lineage: Eukaryota; Metazoa; Chordata; Aves; Accipitriformes; Accipitridae.
AUGUCGGACAAGCGUCGCUCCGUGGCGGCGGAGGAUGGGCUCCUGCUGCUGCAGAGCCAAGCGCUGGCCGAGGAGGAGGAGGCCAAGACGAAGGGGGAGAUGCUCGCCCGGUUCCUGAAGGACAAGCUGGCCAAGGAGGAGCGCAGCAGCACCCUGAACCUCCACAAGCUCAGGACGCAGUGGCGGACGGUGUUGCGGGAGGUCAAGGAUAAGGAGCUGCGCCAGGACAUCGAGAUCCUCAGCCAGACCUUUGCGCGGGUGAUGGACUGCAAGGACAGCGUCAUCGAGUCCCUGGCCACAGACCUGGAGGAGGCGGAGGAGCAACACGCCCAGGCCCUGCGCAGCCACCUGUACAACAUCGACCGCCUGCUGCAGCUCCAGCACUGCCGCCUGACGUGCCUGGAGGAGGGGUAUGGCGCCCAGCUGGAGGCCCUGAAGAUGGAGUUAGAGGCUGAGAGGUACGGGAGCUGGGGAACCCCUACCCUCCUUCCUGCCUCUCUUGCCCAGGCCAUGCGGGACUACGUGGGGCUGGAGCGCUUCUGGCAGCGGUUCAACAAGGUGAAGCUGGAAGAGCAGGCGCUGGAGCGGGAGCGGGCAACCCUGAGCCAGAGGAACCGGCACCUGCGGGAGCUGCUCAGGCAGUACCUGGCAGGGAUCUCCGUCAGCCAGGAGGUGCUCGGCGAGCCCAAUGCGCUCCUCACCGUCGAGCGCAAGAGCUGCGUCCCCACGGACUUGCCCCGCGCUGAGGGGGGCCGUGCACAAGGCCAUCAGGGCACCAAACACCCCGACAGCCUCUUGGAAGGGGACGCCUGCCCAGACCCCAUCCACGGCUCCGCAGGCACCAGCUGAGAAUCCCCUCCUUGCAGAUGAGGGCACCCUGCCUGGCGCUUGGGGACACCACAGGGACCGUGACUGCCCAGAGGUGCAUAAAAGAGCUAAAA